Molecule: messenger RNA, 2044 nt
Organism: Mangifera indica (mango)
Lineage: Eukaryota; Viridiplantae; Streptophyta; Magnoliopsida; Sapindales; Anacardiaceae
Product: protein DA1-related 2-like
Exons: 12
Coding region: 361-1893 (510 amino acids)
Molecular function (GO): ubiquitin binding
Source: RefSeq, a predicted model, not a curated record
CCACAAGGUUACUUUAAUAAACCUCUCCGUCUCAGCAGAUUCUCUUUCCAAUUAACUAUCUUUGUGUGAGAAUUGUGAUCGUUUCGUUUCUUCCCUCUUUUGAUCUACUCUCUCUUCCUUCCUUUCUCAAGCCAAGAAUCUCUUUCUCUUCAGUUACUUUCUCUCCUGUAGAUUCCUCUCUCGCUCCCUCUUUCUUUCUUUUUCAACUCCCUCUUUUAACGAUGCCUAUUGCGUUGUUCUUUUCUCUCUCUUUCUCUCCACUCCUUCCAUCCUUUGCCUCUCUCUUUCUCUCUCUCUUUCUUUCUUCUUUUUCGUUUCUGUAUUCCGGCGAAACCUAUACAUACCUCUCUUCCCACCUCCAUGGCUCCUCCUUCUUCAUCUGUCAACCAUAUCUCUAAUCCUUGUAUUUACGGGGACUUUGUUUCUUCAUACGCAGAGAGAAAGUCUCGCUUUAUGAAAUGGCUGAGUAAGCUUUUUAAGAGCAGCGGUUCAGCCCGCAGCAGCGGCGGUGGAAGUAGCAAUAGUGGCGGCCGUCAGCCACAGUUUCUAGGAGAAGAAAGCAUGUUUUGGCAUAUACCACGUCGUUCCAUGGACGACCGUCCAAGAACCGAAAGAGAGAAAGAGGAAUUAGACCAUGCAAUUGCACUCUCUCAUGCUGAAGGAUUAAAUAGACCAAAUGGACAAAAGUGGCGAGCAGACAAUGAUGAAGAUCUUGCUUGGGCACUUCAGGAUAGCCUGAUACCUUCAAAUCCUCCUUAUGCUCCUCAACCUUAUAAUCCCCGAGGAUAUAGAUUAUGUGCUGGAUGUCGCCGUGACAUUGGAUAUGGAAACUAUUUGGGAUGCAUGGGGACAUUUUUUCAUCCGGACUGCUUUCGUUGUCAUUCUUGCGGCUACCCAAUUACUGAGCAUGAGUUCUCUUUGUCGGGGAGGGAUCCUUAUCACAAGUCUUGUUUCAAGGAGAUGACACAUCCCAAAUGUGAAGUUUGCCACCAAUUUAUUCCUACGAAUGGAGCUGGUCUAAUUGAGUAUAGAUGCCAUCCAUAUUGGUCCCAAAAGUACUGCCCAUCUCAUGAACACGAUCACACAUCUCGCUGCUGUAGUUGUGAACGCUUGGAGUCUUGGACUGUGAGGUACUAUUCUUUGGAGGACGGGCGAAGCUUGUGCUUAGAAUGUAUGGAAUCAGCUAUUAUGGACACUGGUGAUUGCCAACCCCUUUACCACGCCAUCAGAGACUGCUAUGAAGGAAUGAAUAUGAAACUGGAUCAGCAGAUUCCCAUGCUUCUUGUUGAAAGACAAGCACUUAAUGAAGCUAUUGUUGGCGAGAAGAAUGGCUUCCAUCACAUGCCAGAGACCAGGGGCUUAUGUCUUUCUGAAGAGCAGACUGUCACAAGUAUACUCAGGCGGCCGAAAAUUGGAGGCAACCGGCUGGUGGGAAUAAGGACUCAGCCACAGAAACUGACUCGGAAAUGUGAAGUUACUGCUAUCCUUGUUCUUUAUGGUCUUCCAAGAUUACUAACAGGUGCUAUUCUUGCCCAUGAGUUGAUGCAUGGUUGGCUACGCCUAAAAGGCUACCGCAAUCUUAAUCCUGAAGUAGAGGAAGGCAUCUGUCAAGUGCUUUCAUAUAUGUGGCUUGAGUCAGAAGUUUUGCCAGGAUCGAAAUACAUGCCAUCGACAUCAGCAGCUUCCUCAUCUUCAUCUUCAUCUUCAUCUUCGAAGAAAGGUGAAAGAUCCGGGGUUGAAAAAAAGCUUGGUGAGUUUUUCAUGCACCAAAUUGCUCACGAUGGUUCUCCAGCAUAUGGGGGAGGAUUCAGAGCUGCAAAUGCAGCUGUCAAUAAGUAUGGUUUACAUCGUACUCUUGAGCAUAUUCGCCUAACAGGGAAUUUUCCACUGUAACACUAAAGAAACUUCUAGGGUUAACUCAAAGCGACAAGCUAAUCACUUACAGAAGCUUAAGCAGCUUCUCCUAAAUUUUAAUGAGGUUCAAUCAUGAUAUUACAUGUCACAAACGACUUCCAAAUUUUAAUAAAACUCCAUUUUAUCCUUA